This is a messenger RNA of Epinephelus fuscoguttatus (brown-marbled grouper), 2359 nucleotides long. RefSeq names its product hydroperoxide isomerase ALOXE3-like. Gene Ontology annotation, molecular function: iron ion binding; oxidoreductase activity, acting on single donors with incorporation of molecular oxygen, incorporation of two atoms of oxygen; protein binding. The transcript is spliced from 14 exons. Gene Ontology annotation, biological process: lipid oxidation; linoleic acid metabolic process. NCBI's taxonomy places the organism in Eukaryota, Metazoa, Chordata, Actinopteri, Perciformes, Serranidae. Bases 18 to 2027 code for a protein of 669 amino acids. The record is from RefSeq and is a predicted model, not a curated record.
GUUUCCACAGCGUGAUCAUGGCUGAGUACAAGCUAGAGGUGACAACAGGUGACAUGCAAUAUGCAGGAACAUGGGACCACAUCUAUGUCACCUUAUUUGGAACUAAUGGGCAGAGUGAGAGAACUGAGUUGGACAACUAUGGCUUUGACUUUUCAACUGGGACAACAGGGACCUACACCAUUAAAACCAGUUCAUCUCUGGGGAAACUUCUGCUGGUCAAAGUGAAGAAAGACCCUUUUUUGUUUCUCUCAGAAGAUGAGUGGUACUUCUCCAAAGUAGUGGUGACGACUCCAGAAGGAGAAGCCAUUCUUUUCCCCUGUUACAGAUGGAUCUCCAGGGGAGAACUGGUGGAGCUGAGAGGAGGGAAAGCCAUGAAGGGUUUUGAGGAGGACCAUCCCCUGUUGAUUGACCACCGGAAAAAAGAGCUGAUGCAUAAAAAGAGCUUUUACCAAUGGAAGAUUAUGGCUGAAGGACUUCCCCACAUCAACCAUUCUGAUGAUGCGUCUGAGCUCCCAGCUGAAAUCCGCUACUCUAAGUCCAAAUCAACUGAAGCAGAUAAUACAAAAACAAUAAUUGGUCUUGAACUGAAGUUGAAGGGGCUGGUUGGAUCUAAUGAAAAGUGGGAAAGCAUUGAAGACAUGAAAAAAAUCUUCUGGUGCAAAAAGACAACAAUGUCAGAGUAUGUUUCAGAGCACUGGAAGGAAGACAACUUUUAUGGAUUCCAGUUUUUGAACGGAGUCAACCCCAAUGUGAUCAAGCGCUGCUCAGAGCUUCCCCCAAACUUUCCAGUCACAGAGGAGAUGGUGAAGCCGUUCCUGGCAGAGGGAACCUCUCUGCAGAAGGAAAUGGAGAAAGGCAACAUAUUCCUCUAUGACCAGAAGAAGAUGGAUGGAAUAACCCCCAGAACCUAUAACGGUGAACCUCUGCAUGUGACUGCUGGUCUCUGUUUACUCUACAUGAACCCAGAAAACAAACUGAUGCCAAUAGCAAUACAGCUGCACCAACAACCCUCUGAGCAGAACCCCAUCUUUCUGCCCAGUGACCCAGAGCCUGACUGGCUGCUGGCCAAGAUGUUCAUCAAAAAUGCAGAUUCCAUGGAUCAUCAAGCAGUUCAACACCUCAUGAACACUCACUUUCUGGCUGAGGUCUAUACUGUUGCCGCUCUCCGCAGCUUCUCUGUGAUUCACCCCCUCUAUAAGCUGCUGAUUCCACACUUCCGAUACACUCUCUACGUGAACACUGCAGGCCGCAAAACUCUUUUUGGACCAGAGGGGGCUCUGAGUAUAAGCUCACUUGGAUAUGAUGGCCUGUUUGAGCUCAUGAGAAGGACUCUCUCUGAAACAACCUACAGCUCCCUCUGUCUGCCAGAGAACAUCACUGCACGAGGACUGGAGUCCAUUCCCAACUUCUACUACAGAGAUGAUGGCCUGAAGUUGUGGAACAUCAUCAACAGCUUUGUGAAGGCAGUAGUGGAGUACUAUUACCCCUCAGACAGUGAGGUGUGUAAAGACACUGAGCUGCAGGAUUGGAUCAGUGAGAUAUUCACACAUGGCUUCUUAGGAAACAAAGCUUCAGGGUUUCCAGCAGAGUUUCAUACUGUCGAGGAGGUGAUCAAGUUCAUCACCAUGGUGAUCUUCACAGUGACAGUUCAACAUGCUGCAGUAAACAAUGGGCAGUAUGACUACUACUCCUGGAUGCCCAAUGUCUCCCUCCUGUUGCACAAACCUCCUCCAACCACUAAGGGGCAGUCAAGCAUGAGGACAAUUUUGGAGACCCUCCCAGAUGUUGGCGAGACAGUCAGCUUUGCAGCUCUGACUUGGCUGCUUUCAGACAAAUACACAGAUGUUGUUCCCUUGGGUUCAUACCCUGAGGAACGCUUCGAUGAGCCUGCCCCUAAGCAGAUGAUUAAGGAAUUUCAAGCAGAGCUGUCCUUUCUCAGUGAAGCAAUUACAUUAAGAAACUCACAGCUUGAAGUACCCUAUACAUAUCUGAACCCCGCUGAGAUAGAGAACAGUAUAACUAUUUAAAAAGUUCUGAGGGAACCAUUCUACAGGAGCUGACUGUAUCCAUGUAUUUCUCAACACCAAUACUGCAUGCUGGGAGGUGCGUUAUAGUUUGCAUUUAGCACAUACAAUCGGUGAGGUGUUAGAGAGAGCUUGUGAGGUGUUACAUACUGGGACAAGAGGAGCAUAUUUAAGUUGUAUAACCAUGAGUGGGACCGUGUUAUGGUGACAUAUAGACCUGCAGUACUGUAUGUGGAGUGGGAAUUUAACUGAUGAACACAGGCCAACUUUUAUUAUUAAGCUUUCGCACGUAUUUUUGUAAUCAGAGGAUUGUUCUCUUAUUAUAUACAAUGGAA